AUGAUUGUAAUUCUACCAAGCCCACAUUCUCUGGCGUUCAAGUGUUCAGGCGCAAAACAAUUGUGUUGCUCGGGGUUGUGCGUCCGUGCAUUGGCCGACGACCAUGGAGGUUGUGUAGCCUUUAGUCUAGUUGGUGUGUGGGUUCGGCCACGGGGGCGCCGCUGGCGUCGAAUUUGCGGAUUGUUGUCUCGAACUCAAUUGGAGCUGGCGGCUGCAAGUCACAGCGAUCAGAAGCUCCAAAUACUUGAACCUUCGCCGGUCUACAAGUGUCAAACUGAUACUCCGGAUGAGGGCAAACGAAUCCGUGUCUCCAUCGACUGCAAGGAGGGUGGUCUCCACCACUUGCGUCCCGUCGGUAGGAUCAGCGAGAACGAUCGAUUGUGGAUUUACGGUAGUCCCGUCAGUGACCCCGAGAAUAAAGCCAAAGCCCGAAGUAGUAUCGUCGAAUGCAUUCGGGCCUAUGGAAAGAAACGCGAGUAUGAAUGUGGAAAACAUCAUUUGAAGAACGAAGAAGGCGGCCACACAUCGGAACUAGCGAAGACAAUGCUUCUUGACGGCGUCACACGGUUCAGAUGGCUUCAAUGCUCUUUCAGCCACUCGAGUACUCAACAUUUGAAUGUUGCAGUACUAGCACAAUAUUCGGCUAACCAAGUCAUGCAAGCUCAUUGCGGCCACGACGAUACCUUGCACAUGACAACAAGUUUGCAGCUUCAGUGUGGGGUCGAUGGAAAGCCGUCAUUCAAAUGCCUAUCCUUCUGGGUCUUCCGUAGUAUGAGAGCCCGGCCUACUCUCGACAUCGGGCAGGCCUGA
This is a messenger RNA of Somion occarium, 810 nucleotides long. Lineage: Eukaryota; Fungi; Basidiomycota; Agaricomycetes; Polyporales; Cerrenaceae. The record is from the annotation of a GenBank genome assembly.